CUAAUCUGGAGAUUGCCAACAAAAAUUGUGAUAUAUUAAACCGACUUUAUAAACCAAACCCGGUACAAAAUAAUCUGGAAACACAAAAUCUAAAUCCCUAGAGAACAGACGAAGACGAAGGAGGAGGAGAAAAAUGGCGAGUACUCUCUUUAUCGCUCUCCAAUGUUACGAAUGUUCGACUAUGCAGGUGAAGCAGAAGAAGAAAAGCAGUAACAAAUGGGUUUGUGUGAUUUGUAAUCAGAAGCAAUCGGUGAAAAAGGUGUUUGCUCAAGGUUAUAAGGCUAAGGAGCUUCGUUUCUUUGUACAGUCCUUUAAUAUGUCUCGCAAAGUUGCCGAUGAGGUUGCAGAUUCGUUUUCGGAGGUUGAUGUUGAAGGAGAGGAGGUUUUAGAUGUUAUUGGAAUGAAGAAGCGAUCUGAUUGGAGUGAGUAUCUUGAUUUCGAUUCGCCAAAUGAUCGCCGGAGAUUAGUUGGAGAAGAAGACGAUGUCAAGAUUGUGACUGAAAUGCCGAAAGAUAUGUUCAAGAGGCCAAAGCUGAACAAAGAUUCUAAUGCUGGUGGAUCAUCAUCAAUUACAGGAGGUGGGAAGAAAGACGGUAAUGCACUCUUCAAGCCUUCCUUCUCCACGCGCAGCAUCAAAAUGCCAAAUUUCUGUUCCGAUGGAGUAAUGACAAGGAAGAAGGAUAUAGAAGAGAGAAAUCUAGAGUCAGAGAGAAUUAUUAAGCCAGCUUCGAAAUGGGACGCCUACUUGAUUGAUGAGGAAGGAGAACAUCAGGCACCACCACAAAUUGGUGGAAAUAAAACCUUGAAGGAUGACGCUAAUGUAGGAGAAUGGGACAGAGCAAUAAUGGAGAUAAAUACGGAAUACCAGAUAGUAGACGACGAGGUACAUCCAGAUUUCAUGUGAUCAGAGAUAGAUUUAUGUUUUAACAGGAUGCAGAUUAUUAUGAAAUGCUAAAUGUAAAGUUUCUGAAACAAAUUUUGAGAUGCAAAAGAGUUGACUCAGUAA
Molecule: messenger RNA, 1006 nt
Organism: Arabidopsis lyrata subsp. lyrata
Lineage: Eukaryota; Viridiplantae; Streptophyta; Magnoliopsida; Brassicales; Brassicaceae
Product: MRN complex-interacting protein
Exons: 4
Coding region: 134-904 (256 amino acids)
Biological process (GO): mitotic G2 DNA damage checkpoint signaling
Cellular component (GO): nucleus
Molecular function (GO): chromatin binding
Source: RefSeq, a predicted model, not a curated record